Lingula anatina is the source of this 3325-nucleotide messenger RNA. RefSeq lists its product as uncharacterized. NCBI's taxonomy places the organism in Eukaryota, Metazoa, Brachiopoda, Lingulata, Lingulida, Lingulidae. The record is from RefSeq and is a predicted model, not a curated record.
UCAAUGGUUGUGUUUGCAUUGCUGUGGCCCGCUUGCUUAUGUUAGGUCUACUGAAGGUUAGAGUUAGGUUUUGAUAACUAGGACUCGCACAUUCCAAAGAGUGGUUACAGUGCUGAGGAGACGUGUAGUCAGUGGACAGCAAUAUGUUUAUCUAAAUGUCUUCCACUGUCAUCAAAGUUUAGGACAAUGACAGCAACUGUUUUAACUAGGACACGUAUAACCUUGAAGUCAACUAUAAUGUAAAAAGGUAUAGUCUAUUUUUUUAGACGGAUAUUUCAUUAGCAACUCGAGGAAACUUCAAACAGAUCGUGUUUCACGUAAAUCUCACGAUUUUAGAAUCCUGACAUAAGAAAAGCAAUAUUAGACGCAGAGUUGGAGAACUAUAUUCUACGGAAACGAAACUGUGGAGGACGUCAAUUUAAAAGCAAUAUACCCGAGCGGUUGUUUGACGUUGACAAAUUUGCAUAACAUACCAUCAUAGAAUCUUCGCCAGGCAACGCUUAGGAGCACGAUAAGGUUAAUAUCACAGUCAGACCUCCGAAUGGUAAAACUAUUAGUUAAUAUUCGCCACCGUGAGAGUAACUUUUCAUUUUAAAUAUGAGUGACAGCUCAAGUAACAGUAGUAACGACAGCGGCUUGGAUCAGGGAAGUGCGUCUAACUCUAAGUCGCUGUCAGACGAACAAGAUGGAGCUGAAGUCGUCUUGUCAGAGAUGAAUGACACCUUCAAAAAGUCUAAAAGGGACCUGUUGAUGCGAUUUUUACAAGAUCAAGAAACUCUGAACAAACGCUUCCAGGAGUUUGCUUUGAAUAGUGACAGUGAAGGCGAUAAAGACAAUGAUGUGAAUAUCUCGUCAACAGACACCAAUCUCUGUCCGAGGAGGUUGUAUGAGCUUCGUCGUAGCACGGACAUCCUUCCAGAAAGACCGCCGCAACACCUACAUAGACGGUCGAAAACAUCGAUGGACAACCCUGAUGACAAACAGGACGGCAGGGUGCGUACUGCACUGUCCACCGCCAAUGUUAGACGCAGGAGAUAUCGUAUGAAAUCUGUUGAAUUUGAAAAUAAUGGAACCAUGGAUACACAAACAACGGCGAUCCAGUCAGCUGAAAUUGCCGAAGAAACACCUCGCCAAUCUGAAAAGAAGGUGCUUAGUAAAAUCAGCAUCCGCCCGAAAUCCGCCAUGGGCCCCAGAAGACAGCCGGUGGUGGUGCCCACCGCAGAACCCAUCGCCCCCCGCGCCCCCUCCACCACGUUUAACAGGUCGGCAGAACUCCGUGCCAAGAACAGUAGCGAAGUUCGGUAUUCACCAGACGGACGGGAAAGUCCCGAGAUGGUGGCGCCAGCCCGACCGUCAUCUCCCAUAGAAAGAAUCCCACCGACAAGAAAACUGACUUGGCAAGAAGGGAACUCUAUAGAAGAAAGUGAAGCUGUUGAACCAAAGGAAAUCACAAAUCAGCUUCAAUCUUUGUCACUCGAUGGAGUUACCACCAUCGGCUCUCUCCAGAGUACAAGCUCAGGCGAUUCUGAGGCUUCUCUAUAUUCAAGUGACAAUAAUGUUUCUACGGGCAAUAUUACGUACCAGUCUCAAACUAUCCCAACGGAAUUCUCUCCUGUUGCCCCAGAGAGGGAGUCCCAGCACCCUCUCAGGGAACGAGUAAUGCGGACGAGAACCGCAGAGGAUUCCAACCUCCACCGCGUUAUAAAGUGGACUCCACAUCACCGCAAAACAGACAGAAGAGGUCAUCCAGCAGUGAGGAGAUACAUCUCUCUGGACGACACACAGAGUGCUAUAGGGGUCCGAACAGUCCCAGCGAUGGACGAUGUCAUCAUUGAUCCAAACAUAUACACCAAGUUUGCUUCUGAACGCUUCUCUAAUUCCAACGCGGGGGCAAUGCGAAAAUCCCAAGGACUCUCCGACUUGAGUGGACUUAGGGGGAGGGGUCGCCCCAUUAAGGUGCUCAAGCUCCCCCCUCUUGAACACUCUAAAGUGAUCAAGAAAAACGUUCCAGCAGCUACCUCUCUGAUUGGAGGACCUACUGGGGCCAGUUUUGCAGAAUCUCUCGUUGGUUAGGGCAUGUGCUAGAUUUUUAUUUGAAAAAAAAAGCAAAAAACGUACACGAUACAGUUGUGAUAUACCUUUAGAGUAUAGAUGAGCAUUAUAUGUACAGUAACUCUUGUAAUGCCUUCAAGCGUACAUGUAUCUAUAUCUUAAGGUAGCGAACUACGUCAUCACAGUUAUUCUAUUGAUGUGCCUUAGCUUCACGUUUCACUCUUCAAUCUGAAAAUUUUCCUGCAAAUAUGAUAUAUUUGCUUUUGUUUUGACAAAGUGUCAAAAGCAUAGGCCAAUGGGAAAACAAUUAGUAUUGUACCUUUAAUGUUUACAAACGGUAUUUGCUUUUAUGUGAUUUCAUUGUUUAAAACUACUGCAACUGCCACUCCUAGGAUCGACUUGCCAAAGGAAUUUUAAUGGUGCACUCUUUAUCGAUAUAAUAAGCUGUUUUUAUAUUAUAUUACGAAAUUAAUCCGUGUUAAAUGUUCUCUUAAGUACUUUAACUAUAAAUUGAAAUGCCUUUUCUUAGCACGAGUAUUUAUUUUGUAAAACCUGAUAAGCUGCAAACGAUUGACGCUACUCAUAAAUUACUGUACACAUACUUUGCUAUAUUUGCCGAACAAGACAGAAUAGAAACAAAAUUGAUCCUGGCUUGAAUGAAGCAAAGGCUAUAUUGACAAGUGUUGUUUGUUCGGACCAGUUUUCAUUUUCUGUUCCUUUUUGUCCUAUAUUUGCUUAAAUCAUCCUUUGUUAAUUCAUUGUGGUUACAAUAUGCAACAUAAGUGAGCUGGGACAGAUUUAUCUCGGUAAGCUGCCACGGCAACGUACAGGAACAUGAAACAACCGAAAAGAAUUUCGGUCUGAUAUAUUUUUUACAAUCGUAAUUUACAUAUUCGACAAUCACUGACCCUGUUUAAACUUUUGAGUUAAGUUAUUAUUUCUCAUAUAAAAACUAUCUACAGGUAUAUACAUACUGUAAGACAAUUUUGAUAAGCCUGUGCUUCAUGAUAAUCAUUUCAAGUGAAGGAAAUUUGUGACCGAUUAGUAAUGGAAUGUAAUUUGAUAGCGUUGUAAACGUACUGUCUGUGAUUUGUUCAAUUUAUUACUACGACAAGUGCCACAAGCACUGCCUUUUUCCUUAUUUUUCUUUUUUUUUUGUAUGUAUGGCGUACUUUGUCCUUUGUAAGGAUCAACUAUAUAGUAAAGGAGCAUUUUAUCGGUGCUGUACAUUUUAUACAUUGCAAACUGUAUAUUAAGAAAGAAAAAUAUAGUU